Lytechinus pictus (painted urchin) is the source of this 1389-nucleotide messenger RNA. RefSeq names its product piezo-type mechanosensitive ion channel component 2-like. Gene Ontology annotation, molecular function: mechanosensitive monoatomic ion channel activity. The coding region runs from base 1 to 966 and encodes 321 amino acids. The transcript has 7 exons. Lineage: Eukaryota; Metazoa; Echinodermata; Echinoidea; Temnopleuroida; Toxopneustidae. The record is from RefSeq and is a predicted model, not a curated record. Gene Ontology annotation, cellular component: membrane.
AUGGCAUCAAUGAGACAAAAUGAAGUGAGUAUAGUGAGGAUAAAUGCAGUUUCAGGAGUCUAUCUACUAUGCCUUCUAGCAUUACCUCUCAUCCCAAGCCCUACUACAGUGUUGCAUCUCCAAGGGAGUCCAGGGCGGUAUAUGAAAACUGUUGUCAUUCUGAGUGCCCUUGGAUGUGUUACCCAAAUACUUUAUCAGGUGGUUUUAGCGGCCCUUGAUGUUUAUAAUGAAACUAUAGGUAGCUGUAAUGCUACAGAUACAAUAUGGAGGCAGUUGGGAUAUCAGAGAUUGGAUGACCUUAAUGGAAUCAAUGUUGCCAGAUUAGUCGUUCCUGAUGUCAUCCUCUUGGUGGUAUCUGUGAUGGUAUUUCUCUCCUGCAAAUACAUCCUCACCCCACCCCAGACAACUCAAUCUGCGUCCGCUGAACAUGGCGAACCACUCUCCCCAGUCAUGGAACGGCGUCCUCGACGAACGUCGGUUGUUGUUGAGGGACUACGGUCCUGCAACAUCAUGAUCUUCUGUGCACUUUCUGGAAUCAUCCUUCCUUCGGCCAUCUCUGCAGUGUACUUUGUGAGUUUCUUGGUGGUGGUGACCUGGUGGUCUUUCUAUCAGAGUUGGGGAAGAGUCUUCAAGUCAAUUGAACUCCUAUGGCUCAUCUACAGUGGUGCCCAUGUCAUCAUCCUCUAUAUAGUCCAGUUCCAGUUUUUCCAGGAGUUGGUACCAUAUGAUUCUGACGAAGGAUUGAAUGUACCAGCAUUGGUUGGUCUUACACCCAUCAUUGAUUCCCUGCGUUGUGAUCAAGGUGAUGAUCCAAGAAAGAUAGCCAUUGCUGAUACUGCUGGCUGGACAACCCUGGUCAACCCCUGGAUAGUGUUCCUCUUCUAUUGGUUCUUAGGACAUGAAGUCCAAAGGUGGUUUGCAGGACCGCCUUUUCAGGUAUGUGCCAUGUCAAGAACCCUUGCAUAGUGUGUAUUGUGCAUGUAGAUGUUUGUAUCAUAUUGCCUAUUAAUAAUUCAUAUAUCUAUUGGUGAGCUGUUAAACAUUGUAUCUCAAAUUAAAACAAAAAUCUUGAAGAUACAGCUCAGAAAAAAGAGCUGUAAAACAAAGUGGCAAUCUUUUGCCUAGAAAGAGUUCUCUACAGGAUUCAGGAGAUCAUUUUUACCUACCCUUAAAAUUUAUUUAUUUGCAUAUAUACGAGGCUUAACAGCCCACAUACUGUAUACAUUACAUGUAUGUAACUGCUGUGCAUCAUCCAACUCAUGCACCCUUCCCAAAGAUGUAAUGAAAACAAAAUAGAUUGUACACUGGUUUCAUCCCCUGAAUAGAGGGUUGAUACUAUUCCCAUUUAGUGUUGUGAGUCUUCAUUCCUUUAAAUUACAUCUAUUAUUU